AUGGGUACUGUUCACCAUCACCAGCAUUCAGGAUCGGCUGCCCUGUCGAUGCGUGGCCAUCUGGGCAGGUCGUUCCCAAGCUCCCAUUCUAUUGCGUCGACAGCCAGCCCGGGGGCGUCGACGCCGAACUCGUGGUCGGCAAAUGAAUGGCUUCGAGGCACACCCAACACGUCGCCGCCGAGUUCAGGGCUGGGGUCUCCGGAGCUCAGCGCAAAGCUGCUAGCAGAAGACGGCAGCGUGUCGCCAGUGGAUGGGUCCCUGGACGGCCGUGGCCCAACUGCUGCCGUAAUUGCCUACCAUAAUCCGCAAAUCCUUGUCAACGUCGUCGACUUGAAUGAACAGCGGGUAGCUGCAUGGAACUCGGCACAUCUUCCCAUCCACGAGGAGGGUUUGUUAAAGGUGGUGCGCAUUGCUCGGGAUGGUACACUCGACACCAUCGUCUCCCUGUCUCGUCUUGCCCGCCCGGUAGAGGUCAAAGCCCGCCAACCCAAUCUUGUCUUCUCAACGAAUGUAGUUGAGGCCAUUGCAGAGGCUGACAUCAUCUUCAUCUGCGUUAACACACCCACCAAGACGCAGGGGCUUGGAGCAGGCUCCAUGGCCGAUGUCAGCGCCGUUGAAAGCGCCAGCCGGACGGUUGCGAAGCACGCCAAAAAUGGGGCCAUUAUCGUCGAGAAGAGCACGGUGCCAUGCGGCACAGCUCGGAUGAUCCAAGACAUCCUCCGCCAUUACCGCCCUGACACCAACUUCGAAGUACUGUCGAAUCCCGAAUUCCUAGCCGAAGGAACCGCGAUCGAAAAUCUCAUGCACCCAGACCGGAUUCUUAUUGGAAGCACCCGAAGCCUUGCCGGCCUGCAAGCCGCGGCUGUGUUGAAGGACGUGUACGCGGCAUGGGUGCCGACUGCCCGCAUCGUGACCGUCAACACCUUCAGCAGCGAGCUCGCCAAGCUGGUGGCAAACACGAUGCUCGCGCAACGCAUCAGCAGUAUUAACGCCGUGAGCGCCAUGUGCGAGGAGGUUGGCCUCGGUGCCGAUGUGGACGACGUGAGCCUUGCCAUCGGGAAGGACGGGAGGCUGGGGCCAAAGUUCUUGCAAGCCGGAGUCGGGUUCGGAGGGUCGUGCUUCGAGAAGGACAUCCUCAACCUCGCGUACCUCGCUCGGGAGCUGCAUCUUGACGUCGUCGCCGAUUACUGGUUGGCUAUUCUCAAGGUCAAUGAAGACCAGCGUCAUCGGUUCGCUCGCAACGUCGUCCGCGAGCUCAACGGCUCCCUCCGUGGAAAGAAGAUUGGCGUACUUGGGUUUGCCUUCAAGGAUGGGACCAACGACACUCGGAACAGCAUCGCGGUGCACAUCAUCAAAGACCUGGCGUCGGAGAUGCCGCAGGAGAUCGCCGUUUUUGACCCGGGCUGCGCCCCGGAUGACAUCCUCGACGAAAUCCAAAAGAUUGGUCUCAGUCAAGUGCAGCUGGACAGAGUCAAGAUCUGUUCAAGCUGGAGAGACUGUGUGCAGGACGCCAGUGCGCUCUGCAUCCUGACGCAAUGGAAACAGUUUCGAGGGCAGCAGUUGGGCAAUACCGGGGGAGCUGCGGGCAAGGCGUCCAACCCGAUGGGAAACGGGCUUGCCGCUCACGCGCAGGACGCCUGUUUCAGCGAAAUGGGUAUUGUGGGCCUGGAGAAGUUAUCCUGGCAAGAGGCCACGACUCCUUCAGAAGAUCCCCUUAAAAGACUCAAACCGCUGCCGCCGUGUCCAGCAGACUGCAGCCGCUGCGGGGCCAGCCCAAACAUGGUGCAGAUGCACGAGGCGGUGGACUGGGUUGAAGCCGCGGGGAUGAUGCAAGAACCACGUUGGGUUUUUGAUGGACGUAACAUCGUCAACCAUAUCGAGCUUCAGAGCCUGGGCUUCAGGGUAAAAGGAAUUGGGAAAGGGUUCCAUUCGUCUUAG
Messenger RNA from Parathielavia appendiculata, 1938 nucleotides. Its product is annotated as nucleotide sugar dehydrogenase. Gene Ontology annotation, molecular function: NAD binding; UDP-glucose 6-dehydrogenase activity. Lineage: Eukaryota; Fungi; Ascomycota; Sordariomycetes; Sordariales; Chaetomiaceae. The record is from RefSeq and is a predicted model, not a curated record. The coding region runs from base 1 to 1938 and encodes 645 amino acids. The transcript has 3 exons. Gene Ontology annotation, cellular component: nucleus. Gene Ontology annotation, biological process: glycosaminoglycan biosynthetic process; polysaccharide biosynthetic process.